AUCACUGAGUUUCAAUGAGACAGAAGCAGCUGUUCAACUCCAGCUGUGAUAAUUCUCAAACUCCAUCGGAUCCAGGAAGGACAGAACCAUAUAUAAACACAACAUUCAGCCAGAGAGAGAGUGCUGUCUUGAAUGUUAUUGAGGGGAAAAAAGCAUGAAGCUCAUCAUCCUGGUUGCUUUGUUUGGGCUUGGCUUUACCCAGCAUGACCCCAAUAUCAAGGACGGAAGGACCGCCAUCGUCCAUCUGUUUGAGUGGCGCUGGGCUGACAUUGCUGCAGAGUGUGAGCGCUUUCUGGGUCCCAAUGGUUUUGGUGGAGUUCAGAUUUCUCCUCCAAAUGAACACAUUGUGAUAAACAAUCCCUGGAGGCCCUGGUGGCAGAGAUACCAGCCCAUUGGCUACAACCUGUGCUCCAGAUCUGGCAGUGAAGAUGAACUGAGGGAAAUGAUCACCAGAUGCAACAAUGUUGGGGUUAACAUCUAUGUGGAUGCUGUCAUAAACCACAUGUGUGGAGCAGGCGGUGGAGAAGGAACUCACUCUUCAUGUGGAAGCUGGUUCAGUGCCAGCAAACAGGACUUCCCCAGUGUGCCGUAUUCCAACUGGGACUUCAACGGCAACAAAUGCAAAACUGCCAGCGGUGACAUUGAGAACUAUGGAGACCCUUAUCAGGUGCGCGACUGUCGUCUUGUUAGUCUGUUGGAUCUCGCCCUUGAGAAAGAUUACGUCAGGGGCAAAGUAGCUGACUUCAUGAACAAGCUGAUUGACAUGGGUGUGGCUGGAUUCAGAGUGGAUGCCUGCAAGCACAUGUGGCCCGGUGACCUGGAUAACGUUUACCGUCGUCUUCACAACCUCAACACCAAGUGGUUCCCCAAUGGCUCCAGGCCUUUCAUCUUCCAGGAGGUCAUUGAUCUGGGAGGUGAGCCCAUUUCAUCCAAGGAAUAUUUCUCUCUGGGAAGAGUGACUGAGUUCAAAUAUGGAGCCAAACUGGGAACUGUCUUCAGGAAAUGGAAUGGUGAAAAGCUUCAUUACACCAGGAACUGGGGAGAAGGAUGGGGCUUUAUGCCUGAUGGCAAUGCACUUGUGUUUGUUGAUAACCACGACAACCAGAGAGGUCACGGUGCAGGUGGUGCAUCCAUCAUUACCUUCUGGGACUCCAGACUCUACAAGAUGGCUGUUGGCUACAUGCUGGCUCAUCCCUAUGGAGUAGCCAGAGUCAUGUCCAGCUUCCGAUGGGAUCGUCACAUUGUCAAUGGAAAAGAUCAAAAUGACUGGAUGGGCCCUCCCAGCAACAGUGAUGGGUCCACCAAGCCUGUUCCCAUCAACCCUGACCAGACCUGUGGAGACGGAUGGGUGUGUGAGCACCGAUGGCGUCAGAUCAAGAACAUGGUCAUUUUCCGUAAUGUGGUCAACGGACAGCCCCACAGCAACUGGUGGGACAACCAGAGCAAUCAGGUGGCUUUUGGGCGUGGUGAUCGUGGUUUCAUCAUCUUCAAUAAUGAUGACUGGGACCUAGACGUGACCUUGAACACGGGUAUGCCAGCUGGAACCUACUGCGAUGUCAUUUCAGGCCAGAAAGAAGGAAACAGCUGCACUGGAAAACAGAUCCAAGUUGGAAACGAUGGCCGUGCUCACUUCAGGAUCAGCAACAGUGAUGAAGACCCUUUCGUUGCAAUCCAUGCACAAUCCAAGCUGUAAACCGCUAAAUCUAUUUACAGUUCACAAUAAAAUCUGAAAGAUUAUCAAA
Messenger RNA from Nothobranchius furzeri (turquoise killifish), 1742 nucleotides. RefSeq names its product alpha-amylase. The record is from RefSeq and is a predicted model, not a curated record. Gene Ontology annotation, molecular function: cation binding; alpha-amylase activity. Gene Ontology annotation, biological process: carbohydrate metabolic process. Lineage: Eukaryota; Metazoa; Chordata; Actinopteri; Cyprinodontiformes; Nothobranchiidae.